ACAUCAGAUGACAACAAAGUUUAUUAUCAUCAUCAUCCAUCUUACUCUCAGUGAUAUAAGGUACUACAUGUGCUAUGUUUGGUAACAUUCACCCAAGGGGCACGGCAACCUGCCCUCACCAUACCCACCAAGACCAUGUGGUCAUUUAUGACAACUGUGUGGCAUCAUUUGCUAAUGAUAUGAUGCACUUGCAACCCAAGACCGUGACGUUCGAGCUUCUGAAGCGACCGAGUAAUAUCCCGGGGCUUCGUGAGGCUCUGCAGGUGGUGGCAAUGCGCGACUGUGAGGUGAAUCUUUUUUUGAGAUAUGAUUGGCAGCUGCCCAGAGCUGGCUCAUCAGACGAGCAUAUUACCAUUCUCACUCAGUCUAGCGCCAAGUGCCGGGUAACUGCCUUCAGUGGCUGCCUCAGUGGUCUAGUGGUGGCCUCGUUACCUGCGACGAUAAACCAAUUGUGGCUAGCUUUCACUGAGGACGAUGACCACAUGCGGAAUGCUCUCUCUGCAAUGACUGAAAAUAUUGCAAGGAUGGAGUACCUCUGGCUACAUGUGGUGGCAGGAACUGCACUGAGCAUGUUGCACCCUAUAGCAUGCCGGAGCUACGGGCCUCACCUGGUGAUAUCGGGGGUAUCUGAUAGCCAAGUAGACUGGGCAUGUGAUGUUGCUCGUACUCUGCAACCUAACAGUAGUUGGUGGGAAUACUGGACUUUAGGAUUGGUGAGGAGCACCUUGAGCAAAGAUGGCUGUGAGAACCUGGUUAAGGGUCUAGCGGAGAGGGGCGUGACAGUGUGGAUUUGUAACCGAGGUAUCCAGAUAGCCUCUCCAGCACUCACUCAGGAUGACUGUCACCAUCUUAUGACUGUUGCUCGUGAACAACUGAACUGCUCACUCUCCUGUGGGAGUAGGGUACUCCCUGAGUUGUACCCUGGAGGACAGUGCUGGUCACAUUUCUUCUCCAUAGAUGAAGAGGAAGAUUCCGAGUCUAGUGAAGAUGAAGCAAACCACUAACUCGCUCUUGAAUACUCAAGUACACUACUCAUAUAUACUGUAUAUAUAGAUAUAUACACACCUACCAUCCAACUUACGACCUGCUCGACAUACGUCCACUCGACUUACAACCGUGCAUCUGGCAGCUGGGCUGGGCCAGCUGAUGCACACCGCUGUACAAUAUUUGGCGAUACUCGCAGCGGCAAUACGUCAUGCAGGCAGCAUCAGUUUGAGUAACCCUUCCCUAUCAGCAGCAUCAUACUGUAUUAACUGGACAGUAAAUUUCACCAUGGCCCCUAAGAUGAAGUCUGAAUCUUGCACUGGAGAUUGUGGCAAGAAAGGCUCUUACUCUCGAACUCUCUAUUUGUUUUCACUGUUGCAUAUAAACCUGUCUGUAUCUGUCUGCCUGUAUACCUGUGUCUGUCUGUAUGUCUGUCUUUCUGCGUCUGUCUCAGAGCCACUCAUUAAGAGUGUAAUUGGUCUUGAAGACACCAUAUUAAUAAUGAUAAUAACACAAUAAUAAUCAAUGAGGCACAUUAAAUGUGUAUAAAGCGUUAAUAUAGAUAUUUUGCUUAAUCCAUCUAUGAUGUUUUUCAAAAUUAUAUAAUAAACAUGCUACAUAACAUAUAGCUUAUAAAUUAAAAAAUAUGAGAUGUUUUUCUGGUCGGCUUGACAGAGUGAACAAAAACCAUUCGUGUCCGGGCUGGUAACAACAACGUUUGUUUACAUAACUCAUGAACCUUCUACACUCAUUCUCUCUCUUGUUUAUUCAUUUAAUCUUGUUUACUCACCUCUCACUCUACAUUAAGACUACAGAUAUUUUAAGGUAAGUAAUGAGUGGACACUAUUAUUAUAGUUUAAUAAUAAUAUUAUUAUUAAUAUUAGUACAUAUGUAUUAUUGUAAUAAUAAUAAUAAUAAUUAGUAUUGUUAGGUAAGACACAUAUGCAACAGUUAGGUAUCUUUAUUUCGAAACGUUUCGUCUACACAGUAGGCUUCUUCAGUCGAGUACAGAAAAGUUGAUAGAAGCAGAAGAUACUUGAAGACGAUGUAAUCAGUCCAUCACCCUUAAAGUUUUGAGGUGGUCAGUCCCUCAGUCUGGAGAAGAGCAUUGUUCCAGAGUCUGAAACAGUAUUGUUUCAGACUUUGGAACAAUGCUCUUCUCCAGACUGAGGGACUGACCACCUCAAAACUUUAAGGGUGAUGGACUGAUUACAUCGUCUUCAAGUAUCUUCUGCUUCUAUCAACUUUUCUGUACUCGACUGAAGAAGCCUACUGUGUAGACGAAACGUUUCGAAAUAAAGAUACCUAACUGUUGCAUAUGUGUCUUACCUAACAACCUGUCGGUAUUUUAUACCAUUUUAAUGUUCAAUAAUUAGUAUUAUUAUUAAUUUAGGUCACUGGAGCACAGAUCCACUGUAUAGCACUUUGUCUGGAUUUUUGGGUUAUCCUAGGUAAUUUAUACUAUGUAUGAUGACUUACGUGUACUUGUGUGAGAGAGAGAGAGAGCCACAUUCAGUCAGCCAACCACCCACCCACCUGGCCAGCCAGCCAGCUAUGUAUUACACAUAUUCCAGAGUUGUUUCUCUUUACUUAGGGUAUAGGUUACACAACAUUCUGGCAGGAUGACACUACCAGUGGUAUUCUCCCAUUCACUGUGUCGACAAUACAUAAAGAUAACAGUAACAUAUGAUACUGUAUGCGAUGUAAAAUUUACAGUUCAGUUCACUACCAUGUAUACAUUAUAUACGGUACAUAAAUAAUUAAAAUAGUAAAACAAUAGAAGUAAAUUAUGGUAAAAAAAUGAAAUAAUGAUUGUACACUACAUUACAGUACUAUGUAGGUAGUUUAUAUAGGAAAGGUUUGACAUUAUGCCCUACCCAGUAUGUCGGCAAUUUUCAAAGGUUCGACUUACGUCCAUUUUGACUUAAGACCAGUUGGUCGGAACCAAGCUUGGCCGUAAGUCAGAUGGUACCUUUAUAUAUAUAUAUAUAUAUAUAUUUAUUUUUAACAAGUUGGCCAUCUCCCAUAUAUAUAUGUCGUGCCAGAUAGGUAAAACUUACGAUUUUGGCUUAAAUAACAACUCUUUUCUUGCCGAAUAAGGCAAGCGAAAAUUUGUGUAUGCAGUAAUUUAGCAAAAGUCAUUCUGAACCUAACGAAAAAAAUAUAUUUCAAUGUGCUUGCUUGUUAUUAAAUUAUUGUAAACUGCUCUAAAAUACUAUAUUUUGUUGGAUUAGGGUAAAUGAAAUUGCUCUUGUUAUAAUAAGUUCAGGUAAGUUUUCUAAUGUUCUUUUGGUACAAAAUUACUAAUUUUUGCAUUAACAUAAUUGAAAAAAUAUAUCUUUUAAUGUAUAAGAGAAAAUUUUAGAAAGGACUUAAUUUUAAAUGAGUUCUUGCUAAUUGACCAAUUUUACCUAUUCAGCACGACAUGUAUAUCUUUCUUUCUUCUUUCAACGUACCAGCCGUAUCCCACUGAGGUGGGGUGGCCCAAAAGAAAAAACUAAAGUUUCUCUUUUUAAAUUUAGUAAUAUAUACAGGAGAAGGGGUUACUAGCCCCUUGCUCCCGGCAUUUUAGUCGCCUCUUACAACACGCAUGGCUUACAGAGGAAGAAUUCUGUUCCACUUCCCCAUGGAGGUAAUAAUUCCUGACAGUGUGAAGCAACGGUUCCAGUCAGCUGAUUGAGAGUAAACACCCAUGUAUAUAUCUUCUUUCUUUCAACACACUGGCCGCAUCCCACCAAGGCAGGGUGGCCCAAAAAGAAAAACGAAAGUUUCUCUUUUAAAUUUAGUAAUCCAUGUACAUAUACAUGUAUACAUAUAUAAACACAUGUAUAUAUAUACAUAUAUGUGUAUGUAUUAUAGGUAGUAGGUUGGUAGACAGCAACCGCCCAGGGAGGUACUACCGUCCUGCCAAGUGAGUGUAAAACGAAAGCCUGUAAUUGUUUUACAUGAUGGUAGGAUUGCUGGUGUCCUUUUUUCUGUCUCAUGAACAUGCAAGAUUUCAGGUACGUCUUGCUACUUCUACUUACACUUAGGUCACACUACACAUACAUGUACAAGCACAUAUAUACACACCCCUCUGGGUUUUCUUCUAUUUUCUUUCUAGUUCUUAUUCUUGUUUAUUUCCUCUUAUCUCCAUGGGGAAGUGGAACAGAAUUCUUCCUCCGUAAGCCAUGCGUGUUGUAAGAGGCAACUAAAAUGCCGGGAGCAAGGGGCUAGUAACCUCUUCUCCUGUAUAUAUUACUAAAUGUAAAAGGAGAAACUUUCGUUUUUCCUUUUGGGCCACCCCGCCUCGGUGGGAUACGGCCGGUGUGUUGAAAGAAAGAAGAAGAAGAAUGUGUAUGUAUGUAUAUAUGCGUAAAAUAACCACGGUAAAAUCACGAAAGUGCUUGGAAAUUCACCCUUUUUUUCACCUUGGUUGUUUUGUAUAUUGUGAUAUCACUUGUUUACUGUGAUCUUAUUGAAUGAUAUACAUGUGUGUGCAUGUAUGUGUGCAUUUUUAUAUUCAAGAAUCUUGAUUUUAAGAAUUGCAUAUUGAGUAGCCACUUGCAUUCUGCAUGGGUUGCUUUCCUGAAAAUCACUGCUGUAAGAGAAAUCCUGGUGUUCGGUCUAAAUGUACGUAUAGGAAAAAUUGGGUUACAUUCGUGAUACCACCACCAAGCCAAAAAAAAUAUCUUUGUAAAUGUAUUUUGUCUAAAAAUAAUAGUUUUUGUACUCAGAGUUGCCAUUGUUUGUUGAUCUAAGAAUGUAUAGAGAGGGUUGAUGUGGCCCUACUAGGCGUAGAUGUAUGUAGUGAGAUUUAUAUAGGCAUGAUUUAACAUUAUACAUCUGUAUCUCAAGUGUCACUAGUGUUUCUCUUGGGUGCCAGGAUUUAAUAUCCAGGGAUGAGAAGGUUGAUGAAAAAAUGAGAAUUGAUUGAUAAAUUCAAGAGAGUAAUUUUUCUAUCAGUGCACCAUGCAGAAACAAGCGGAUAUAUAAAGGGAAAGAUCACAGUCAGCAAGAUUAUAACUCGCUAUAGGAAGACUGUCAAGGUUCCCAAGUGAUGUUUUUCUCCACUCAGCCAGGCGUUCUAGUGGUACACUCUGUAAUCAUUAUUUAACUACAUGUAAACCACACAAUAACCAAAUUCUGUAAAUUCAACAUUGUAAUCCUUAUUCAAAGUUUAUUCUCUAUAAAGAUUACAAUGUUGAAUUUAUAGAAUUUGGUUGUUGUGUGGUUUACAUGUAGUUAAAUAAUGAUUACAGAGUGUACCACUAGAAUGCCUAUAGAGAAUAAACUUUGAAUUUGAGGCUGAGUGGAGAAGAGCAUCACUUGGGAACCUUGCCAGUUUCCCUAUAAUGGGUUCUGAGACUGCUGACUGCACUCUUUCUCUAUGAGAGAGUAAAUUAAGGGUCAUAUCCAGAAGGCAACUGGCUGUUUGCAGCAAGGAGUAAUGCUGGGCUUAUUCCCUAAAAUAGUGACUUCACCCUGGACAUAUCCCACCAUGCAGUCAAGCCAUAUUUCAUGCAAAAAGAGGAUUUAUGCCUAUUUUUCCUAAAUGUUAUGGUGUGAGCUUGCUGCCACUCUACUACACAAUGCAACUUGGGUACAAAACUUCAUUCAGUAUUUAUUGAAAAUGCAAAUUGGUCAUGCAAAAUAUGACAGUCAAGUGUAGAAGUUACUUAAUGCUGUCAUAAGGAGGUCUUCCAUACCUGUGCCACACUUCUGGGUUUAGUAAUCGUCAUUAUCACAUUUGCAGUCAGCUGUGCUUAGUUUGACCAAUAUUCAGUUCAGUCCGAAAUGGCAUGUUAUGUGUGUAAUUCUUUUUUCCAGGAAGUUUAGGAAAUAUAAUACUGGAACCUUAAUAAACAAAGUAGUCACAUCAUAGCUAAGUUGAAAUCAUUUGACAUAUCUAACACGAGCAGUUUUCUAGUUAAAUCUGUGCUACUUUUUAUGUAUAAAUCUGACAAUUAUAGAUCCUGUAAAUUCUAAUGUAGAGAAGAGUUAAUGUGAUUUUUUGAAGAGAUUGUAUGAGCUUCAUAAAAGGUUCUUUCUCCACAGAGAUAUUACAGUAGAUGAAAUAAAAAUUAUCCCAAGUACGUAAAUGAAGAGAGAACGACAACUUGUAUUUAGGGGAGAAAAUGAAAUUAUGAGUAUACAGUGGACCCCCGGUUAACGAUAUUUUUUCACUCCAGAAGUAUGUUCAGGUGCCAGUACUGACCGAAUUUGUUCCCAUAAGAAAUAUUGUGAAUUAGAUUAGUCCAUAUCAGACCCCCAAACAUACACGUACAAACGCACUUACAUAAAUACACUUACAUAAUUGGUCACAUUCGGAGGUAAUCGUUAUGCGGGGGUCCACUGUAUUCACUUAUAAUUAAGAUCAAGAACUUGACAAGCCAUUUUGGCAGAUUAUACUCGGUCAUCCCUACAGGACUGAUGAUUGGUCUAGCUAGGUUGUGAUAUAAAUAUGGUGCUGAGGUUGAAUGACCUGAGAGUUGUUUAAUCGACUGCUCAUCAGCUUUAAAUUGUUGUUAACCUGUUCGUGUGGAUGCUUAUUAUGUUGCAUAUUUGUAUUAGUAUCUCUUAGUAAAUUCUGCGUUUUGCUGACAUGAUACAUUUGUCUAGCAUAGGUGUGGUGUGUAGCAUAGCUGUAGUGCCUGUCAUAACUGUGUUUUUUUUUUAUUCGCCGGUAUUCUCCUGGCCUGGGUCUUUUCCAAGUAGUGGUGACCCGGCCUUGGCUCCCUAUCUCGGGAGUGUCUCGAGACCUAAGUCUCCCAUGGGAGGAGGUACAAGUACCCCCUCAUCUUUGGGACCAACUAUCCCCAGACCUAGCCACAUUCCCCGCCCUCACGGUGCUCGUAGGGAGAAGCUAGGCCUCUGGUCUGCCAUCUGCCCCGCCCCAAAGGGGCUCGUGGAGAUGGCAGUCUUAUGAGCUGCAGAUGGUAGCAAGCUCAGCUCUAUAACUGUGGUGUUUAGCAUAGCUGUGGUGUCUAGCAUAGCCGUAGUGCCUAUCACAACUGUGGUGUCUAGCAUAGCUGUGGUGUCUAGCAUACCUGUUGUGUAUAAAUGAUCAGCCUUUAUAAUGUAGAGUUCUUCAUUUUUCUGAAGGUCAUGGUAUGACUUAAUGUAACAUUCUGGUUGCAAUAGAUCAGUGUAUGCAUGCCUAUAUAAAUGUUGUCAUUUGUAUCUUUUGUAAUUCUCAAUACAUAUAAACAUUCAUGUUAUGUAACCAUGGUAGAGCAAGAGUAUUCACAUCAUUCCCAUCUCAAACUAAAUAUGUUUAACCAUCCCUAACUUGUGUAGUUGACUCGGUGGGUAGUCAGCAGAGUUUACCUGGAGAUAGUUCCGGGGGUCAACGCCCCCGCGGCCCGGUCUGGUCAGUUCUGCAGCAUCAAUUUAGGAAACACUUGUUGAUUUAGAUGUUAAUGCAAAAAUACUAUUUUAAGACUGGUUUUAUGAGUUUUGAGAAGAUCAGUUGUGUAGGAAGACAGAUUGAAUAUUUUUUUUUUUUUAACAGGCUGUAUCCCACUGAGGCAGUUUACCUGGAGAGAGUUCCGGGGGUCAACGCCCCCGCGGCCAGGUCUGUGACCAGGCCUCCUUAGGUCAGUGUCCCAGGAUGCGACCCACACCAGUCGACUAACACCCAGGUACCCAUUUUACUGAUGGGGAACAUAGACAACAGGUGGAAAGAAACACGUCCAAUGUUUCUACUCUGGCUGGGAAUCGAACCCAGGCCCUCACCGUGUGAAGCAAGAGCGUUAACCACCAGGCCACCAGAGCCCCUAAAAAAAAAUAAUUUUUAAAUUUAGUAGUUUACACAGGAGGAGGAGUUACUAGCCCCAUGCUUCCAGCAUUUUAACCACCUCUUAUGACAUGCAUGGCUUACAGAAGAAGGAUUCUUUUUUUCACUUCCCCAUGGUGGACCCCCGGCUUACGAUAUUAUUUCAUUCCAGAAGUAUGUUCAGGUGCCAUUACUGAACAAAUUUGUUCCCACAAGGAAUAUUGUGAAUUAGAUUAGUCCAUUUCAGACCCCCAAACAUACAUGUACAAACGCACUUACAUAAUUGGUUGCUGAUCGUAAAGCGGGGGUCCACUGUUUAUAGUACCAACAAAGUGAUUAAUAAGAGACUUGCAGUGCUAUAGAAUCUUUAUUGCUGAAAUAUUUCACCUGUACAUCAAGCUUCUUCAAUCUAAUACAGAAACCAGUAGAAUUCUAGAAGUACAGGAAUGCCUCCUAUUUACAGUGCCUAUACAGUGGACCCCCGGUUUACGAUAUUAUUUCAUUCCAGAAGUAUGUUCAGGUGCCAGUACUGAACGAAUUUGUUCCCAUAAGGAAUAUUGUGAAUUAGAUUAGUCCAUUUCAGACCCCCAAACAUACACGUACAAACACACUUACAUAAAUACAGUUACAUAAUUGGCUGCAUUGGGAGCUGAUCAUAAAGCGGGGGUCCACUGUAUUUGGCUUUCAAUUGUGCUAUUGUUUCACUUACUGGUGACUAGCCGAUGGGUGGAACUUAGCGAAACAAUGGCUCAGUCUGAAGCCAACAAAAACAUGGAACACUGAAAAGGUGCUGUAUGUGUAGGGCCCUCCUGUAGUAGAAGUAACCUUGACAUUAUCAGUCCAUUACCUUCGAUGGGAGGUAGUUAGUUCCUCAAACCUGCAGCAUAGACAUGUUGGCAGACCUUGCAUACUAGAAUAUAGGCAAGAUGAAGCUGCUAGAGCAACAUCACAGGUGAGCGUUAUUUGUGAGUGGAAGUAGGUCAUUCUGAGCAGUGCUUCAGCAAAGAAGUAGAAAAAGAAUUCUAUAUCAAUCUACCCUGGUGUUGGUGUGUUGCACAGUAGGACAAUACAGUGGACCCCCACUUUACGAUCAGCUCCCAAUGCGACCAAUUAUGUAAGUGCGUUUGUUUGGGGGUCUGAAAUGGACUAAUCUAAUUCACAAUAUUCCUUAUGGAACAAAUUCGUUCAGUACUGGCACCUGAACAUACUUAUGGAAUGAAAUAAUAUCGUAAACCGGGGGUCCACUGUACUAAUAUCUUGGCACAGGGGAAUUCUUGGGUCACAGAGGUGGAAAAUAGUGAGAGAGUACAGUGCCUGCACUCUGAAGGAAAGGGGUAUUGCCAUUUGGAGAUUCAUUUGAAUUGUGAUGUGUACACACUUCAGGCAAAAGAACAGUUGAAUCAGAGAAGGUGAAUGUUUUUUUCUUCAACACCCUGGCCAUCUCCCACCGAGGCAGGGUGGCCCAAAAAUGAAAACAAAAGUUUUUCUUCUUUUUACAUUCAGUAAAAGGUAUCACUAGGCCCUUGCUUUCGGUAUUUUAAUCACCUUUUACAAUAUACAUGACUUACAGAGGAAAGAUUCUUCUCCACUUCCCCAUGGGGAUGUAUAUCCAUUUUUUGGGGUGACUCUACCUUGGUAGGAGACAAAUUUUACCCCUUGCUUCAACACACUAUUACAUCUCUCUCAUUUAUACCUGAUUGGUCAUAGCAACAUAAGAAUGGGGUAGCUUUGCAGUAGGCCUGUUGGCCCAUGCUAGGAAGAUCAUAAUCACCCCAGCUAUUCUUUUCUCAUAAUUUAGAGAAGAGUGUACGACACUGUAAUGCAUAGAUACCAAAUAUAGAUUAAAAUGAAACAGGUCAAGGUAUGUAGAAUUCAAAUUCAAAAUUAAAAAAAUUAUUUCUUUUUAUAAUACACAAUGUGUAGCAAAAUAUUGUUAAGUACAAAGAAAACCACUAACAUCCAUAAGCAUAUCGAGUAGAAAUGUUGCAGUCUGUUUUUCUUACAAAGAUGGAGAGUACCAAGCAUAUACAGUGGACCCCCGGUUUACGAUAUUAUUUCAUUCCAGAAGUAUGUUCAGGUGCCAGUACUGACCGAAUUUGUUCCCAUAAGAAAUAUUGUGAAUUAGAUUAGUCCUUUUCAAACCCCCAAACAUACACGUACAAACGCACUUACAUAAUUGGUCGCAUUGGGAGCUGAUCGUAAAGCGGGGGUCCACUGUACUCUCUUGAAAAGUAUAAUAUAUGAAGAAUAUUAGGUGUCCAAGUGGAAGACUGGCAUAAAUAAAGGGGAUGUAAAUAGAGCACUGCUUCAUGGGAAAGUGGAGAAGAAUCCUUUCUCUAAGUCAUGUGUCAUAAGAGGCAACUAAAAUGCUGAGAGUAAGGGGCUAGUAAUCCCGUUUCCUGUAUAAAUUACUAUAUUUUAAAAGAAGAAAAAAUUUUCUCUCUUUUUUUCCGGGUCACUGAGCCUCAUGGGUGAUAGCAGAUGCGUUAAAAAAAAAUAGUGCUGAAAAUUUAUGACCAAGAAAAAACUUGAAAUAAUGGAUUCAAGUUGUAUAACAUGAGAUUUAGAAAGUAUGUAGGAAAGAAUUGGUUUAGCAGUAGAAUUGUAGAUGUGUGAAAGAAAGUGAUAAGUAUAUAGCAUCACUUUGGUAAGCUCUAAAAGUAGGUUAGACAAAUAUAUGAGUUAGAAGGACCUGCCUAGCAUGGGCCUACUGGAGUGUUCUAAUAUUUUUUUCUUUUUAAAUGGUAAAAAAAAAAGAUUGACACUUUGUGUACUAUAUGUUAACUACAUGGCAUUAAUGUCGAAUAUAUAGGUAAGCAACCAUUGGUGAAUAUUGCCUGUUAAGUGAGGUUACCCAAGAUCUUAACAAACGGCAUACUGUAUUAAGAGUAGCAACCUUAUCUAUGCUAGACACCCGCUGCUACUUUGAAAGUUCGAAGUGACUUAAAACCACACUGGAAAAAGACCCCAGUGAGGUUUCUAACUUUGACAUGAAAUAACGUAAAGAAUUUAAUACAUAUGCAACAUCUGGGUAUCUUUAAUUUCUUUAUUCUCAUGAGCAGUGUGUAUUAAGAUUAUUUAAGUCAUUGAUAGCCAGUAUAUUAUAUUUUAUUUGUGUUAGUCGCUGUAUCAAGUACAGUAUAUUCAUUUCUAGGUAUCCAUUAUCUUUAUUUUCUGUGAGCAAUAUCUCUUGUAAUGAUAAUGUUAUUAAAGAAAUAUUGAUAAUAUUUAUAAGACAAAAUAUGCCAGCCCUACCUUCAGUAGUGACCUAACAAAUCCAAAGAACAAAUGUAUGUGGCCAUGUUAUAAUUAUGUUUUAUUUUACUGGUAAGACCCCUCAAGCAGCCCCCCAGAAAUCCAAAUACGUAUUGUAGCGUCUUGCAUGUACAGAAACCCUCGAUUUAAUGGACGUUGGAAAUACGGGACAAAAUCUGCUGGAUCAUUUAAUUUGGAAUAAACGGACAGUGCGCGCCAGUUGAAGAAUUGACUGUUUUUGUUAUGACUACAGCAAAAUAAUCUCAUCUCAAUAUGCCACACUAGCCACCCACUACCCCAUGUUACUUUUAAAUCAACGGUUAUCUGUAUGAUCCUUUGUGUGCCGCCUCAAGGAAAGUGUUAUGGAGGAAGCUGGAGAUUUAACUACUCCAUCCCAUACCCUAGAGAUAUAAUUUGCUGCUGUAAUAAACAUAUUACUGUAC
Cherax quadricarinatus is the source of this 11439-nucleotide messenger RNA. RefSeq lists its product as uncharacterized. The record is from RefSeq and is a predicted model, not a curated record. Lineage: Eukaryota; Metazoa; Arthropoda; Malacostraca; Decapoda; Parastacidae.